AUGUAUGAUCGGGCUUCCCGCUUGCUCAGGUGGGCUGAAGGUGGCAGCACUGAGGCCCAUGUGGGUCCCGGGUCCUACCAGGUUCCUUUCCGGAGGCAGCAGGCAACAGGUAAGAUAGCCCCUUUUCCCCACAUUCUUUGCCUUUUAGUAAAUUUUAAUAUUUGGUUCUUCAUUUCCUCUUCUCUUGCCUUGAGUCAAUAAUAUAAAAUGUUUUCCUUACAGAAAAUUUCAAGAGUACCUACAGUUACUAAAAGUGUUGAUGUUCCUUCAAUUCCUUCUUGUGGGAAGUCGUGUGGUUAUCAUAUUAAUGAGGAUGACAGUAUUACGAAAUGUUUUCCACCUGCUAGUGAUAGUACACUAGGUCCAGCAUAUUACAAACCUCAAUUUGAUGUUUCCAGUGCAACUUUGAAAUACAAAGGUAUACAUUUUGGCAACUCUUCAGGAAGAAGAGAGUUACCUAAACAGUCAGGUCCUGGUCCUGGACAGUAUGAUAUCGUCCAUUGGAAUUCACAGGUCGGUGGAAUUUUUGAUGAAUUGCCUAACUUGACUAACAAAUAUGCUGUUUUCCUGUCAAGAGCAGAAAGAACUACUAAAGUGCCAGAUAUGGUUAUUCCAGCACCAGGCAGCUAUGAUGUUCAAAAGUCAUAUAACAUGUCCCAAGUUAAACAUAAAUACAUGCCACCUCGUAGUUUAGUGGCCAAAAGAAAACAUUCCUCCUUUCUUAGUGCAGCUCCUCGAUACGUGGGAAAAAUGCCUGAUGGUCCAGGGCCUGCAUCAUACAAUCCUGUUUUAAGGAAAUCUUGCCCCAUACCCAUAUUCGUUAAAGCAUCAAAGCGUUUCGAAGAUUCCAAAGAGAUUACUCCUGGCCCAUCAGAAAAGUUGUUUACUGACCAAUGCCAAACAUCCACCCUCUGGCCCUUUCUUUCUCCUGUCACCCCACUGCAAGGAUGGCGCCCCUUCAGGUUUGGUGCGCUCCUUCCCUUAGCCUUGGCUGAGCUAGUUGCAUCUGACAGGAUAUUGACACUCCACUCGGUGCAGUAA
This is a messenger RNA of Propithecus coquereli (Coquerel's sifaka), 1041 nucleotides long. RefSeq names its product sperm-tail PG-rich repeat containing 2 (gene STPG2). NCBI's taxonomy places the organism in Eukaryota, Metazoa, Chordata, Mammalia, Primates, Indriidae. The record is from RefSeq and is a predicted model, not a curated record. The transcript is spliced from 8 exons.